Molecule: messenger RNA, 1991 nt
Organism: Leucogyrophana mollusca
Lineage: Eukaryota; Fungi; Basidiomycota; Agaricomycetes; Boletales
Source: the annotation of a GenBank genome assembly
CCCCUCCACCCGCCUCUCCCAGAAGCUCACAAACGACGACAAGCCCUGGGUGCACGCCAAACACGGACUCGAUCGCGCGAGCUGGUGGCUCACCUUCGCCGGGCUCGUCCUCGGCUUCAUCGGCGCAGCAGUCCUCUGCUUCACCGGCUACGAGGACGUCGAUGUCCUCAAAGACAGCCAGCUCUGCCUCGUCCUCGACGACGAGUUCGACACCCUCGACCUCCAGAACACCUGGACUCGCGACGUCGAACUCGGCGGCUUCGGAAACGGCGAAUUCGAGAUGACAACAGACUUGUCCGCCAAUUCCUACAUCCAAAACGGCCAGCUCUACAUCCUCCCUACCCUCACCUCCGCCUCCAUUUCGGGCGGGUACAGCUCCGUGCUCGAUGGCGGGUCCUAUACACUUGACGGGUGCACGGCUGGCGCAGGUACCCCAGCCACGAACCAAGACCUCCGAACCCGCCAACAAGAUGCUGGCGGGGGCGACAACGGCGGCACCACCACCAACACCACCACCACCGGCACCGGCACCAACUCCACCACCACCCCCUCCGGCUCGUCCAAUUCCACCACCACCACCGGCGGCACCAACUCCACCACCUCCUCCAACAGCACCUCCAGCUCCGGCGGCGGCACGGGCGGAGGGGGAGGGAACCCCUGCACAGCCGUCUCCUCCGCCGCGGCGGGCACGGUCAUCAACCCCGUCAUGUCCGCGCGCCUGAACACGAAGGGCAAGAAGAGCAUCGGCUACGGGCGCGUCGAGGUGCGCGCGAAGCUCCCCAGCGGGGACUGGCUCUGGCCCGCGAUCUGGAUGCUCCCCGAGGGGAACUCGUCUUCCUCCGCGGCGUCGAAUGGGAGCGGGACGGGGGUCGCGGGCGCGGGCGUGUAUGGCACGUGGCCUGUGAGCGGCGAGAUCGACAUAAUGGAAGCCCGCGGCAACGGCCCCACCUACCCCGCCCAGGGCUCGAACUACGUCCGCUCCUCGCUCAACUACGGCCCGUUCGCCGCGGGGACCGCGUCCGUCACCACCAGCGCCGCGACGCUGGUGAAGAACAUCUACGGCUGGGUGAGCACGAAGCGCGGGAACUACGCGGACGACUUCCAUGUGUACGCGAUGGAGUGGACGGGCGAGUGGAUGCGGUUUUAUACGGAUAGUCGGCUGCAGGCAAUGAUCAACCUCAAAAUGACGUCCUCCGCGCCCGACUCGUACUUCUUCAAGGCCGGCGGGUUCCCCGCGACGGCGAUGAACGUCUCCUCCGGCGAGGAGGUCGUCGUGCAGGACCCGUGGGCGGGGGGGAGCAACGCUGCGCCGUUUGAUCAGCAAUUCUACAUGGUCAUCGACCUCGCCGUAGGCGGCACGAGCGGGUGGUUCCCCGACGGGCUCGGCGGGAAGAUGUGGUAUGAUGGGUCGCCGACCGCGAUGCAAGCCUUCGCCAAGGCCCAGGACACGUGGAGCGCGACGUGGCCGCAGAGCGCGGACGACCUGGCGUUCAGGAUUGACUACGUCAAGAUGUGGCAGCUCUGCGGAUGAUCCUUGGCCACUACUUCCACCUGAACGCGCCCGCCAUGCCCUCAAAUUCCCCCCGCACCUGCUUUCGCUCUUGCUCUCACCCACAACGCUCCUCCUCGUUUCUUGGCCGGGCCCAUUCAAGCCCGAGAUAACCAUACCAAAUCAAAUCAAAUCACAAAUCGUAAAUACUGGCCCCAAGACCGGCCACCGUGGACUCCCUUCUCCUUCUCCCGCCUGUCUUCUUGCAACGUACCACUUACAUACGUACAUACACGACACACGCAACUUCACGAUACACGAUACGAUAGAGAGCGGACUAGACUGCCUUACACCCAUACGUGCGCUGGACAUUUACAUUCACUUGCAAACCGAUAUUAGUAGUAGACGACCUUCGCGUGCCGUCCAAUCGUCGUCGGAUAUCGAUAAGUAUGCAUAUUAUGAACGGACUCUAGGUCGGUACUCGGUGCCCAAAAGAUUAUUC